AUGAGUAAACCCGCGGGUGUGGGCAGUCGUACCCGCAUCCAUACCCACACUGCCAGUGCGGAGUAUUACCCUCGACGGGAAUACCUGCGGGUCACUGUGUGGAGAAUAGGAAACAACACGCGCGUGAAUCCGCCCACAAUAGAUGGUGGAAGCUCGAGCACGAAAGAUGGGGGAACAACUAAGCAGAGCCAGAAAGUGACGGCCGUGGCACCGUCAGCGUCCACUAAGAAGCUCGGAAGACGAGAUCACACAUCAUCUGAGAGCAUGACAUGGCCAGAGCACUAUCAGCAUCGGGUCAAAGGACAAGGACACGCACUUCCUGAGAGCUCAGAGCAGGACACGACCGCAGCACAAUCAGCGGCAGGUAAGCAGGUCAAAAAAAACGAGAUCACGCACAAGCUGAGAGCGGGACACCGCUGCAGCAACAUCAACAUCAGCAAGUUAAAAGACAAGAUCACGCACAUCCUGAGAGUGGGACACCGCCGCGGCACCAUUAGCAUCAGCACCAUCAGCGUAAGUUUCGGAGGAGUGCUGGCACUUAACGUGCGCAUAUACUACCCACCCUUUGUGCGCAUAUACCCACCCUAUCAAGAUAUUCUGAGCCUAUUGAGCACGAAAUACGAUACUUACAUUCUUAUGUUGUGGGUAAUCCUUUGA
Suillus fuscotomentosus is the source of this 657-nucleotide messenger RNA. RefSeq lists its product as uncharacterized. The coding region runs from base 1 to 657 and encodes 218 amino acids. NCBI's taxonomy places the organism in Eukaryota, Fungi, Basidiomycota, Agaricomycetes, Boletales, Suillaceae. The transcript is spliced from 5 exons. The record is from RefSeq and is a predicted model, not a curated record.